AUGUUCGGCCUCUGGGGGACAUUCUACAGUGUCCUUUACUACGUUACCAUCGUGGUGGCCGCGGCCGGGCUGGUGGGCAACGGGCUGGUGCUCUGGUACCUGGGCUUCCACAUUGCCAAGGGCCCCUUCAACGUCUACCUGCUCAACGUGGCCGCCGCAGACCUGCUGUUCCUGGGCUGCCAGCUGGCCUUCACCGCCGUCCAGGCCACCCUGGGCUCCGACUCACUCUACUUCGUCGUCACCUUCCUCUGGUUCGCGGCUGGGCUCUGGCUGCUGGCGGCCCUGUGCGCCGAGCGCUGCCUCUCGGACAUCUUUCCCGGCUGCCACCAGCGCUGCCGGCCCCGCCACACCUCGGCCGCCCUGUGCGUGCUCAUCUGGGCGCUGACGCCGCCGGCCGUGCUGCUCCCCGCGCGUGCCUGUGGCCUGCUGCGCUCCGGCCUGCGCCCCCUCGCCUGCCUGCACCUCCACGCGGCCAGCGUCACCUGGCUGCUGGCCCUCGCCGCCGUGGCCUGCACGGCGGGCCUGGUGCUCGGCCUCUGGGUGGGCUGCUGCUCCUCCAGGCCCAGGCCGCGCUUCUACGGCCUCGUACUGGUCUCCACGCUGUUGGUCAUCCUGUGCGCCCUGCCCUUCAUCCUCUACUGGAGUCUGCGCUCGCUGAUCAGCUUCCUGCUGCCCCCGUUCCCGCCCAUGGCCACGCUGCUGGCCUGUGUCCACUGCGGCGUCAAGCCCCUGGUCUACUUCAUGCUGGGCCGCCAGCGCGGGAAGAGGGAGCCCCUGAGGGUGGUCUUCCAGCGGGCUCUGGGGGAGGAGGCCGGGCGCGGGGCUGCGGGGCUGUCCCUGCCCAUGGGCCACCUGUAG
Messenger RNA from Elephantulus edwardii (Cape elephant shrew), 858 nucleotides. It is a transcript of the gene MRGPRG, whose product is annotated as MAS-related GPR, member G. Gene Ontology annotation, cellular component: membrane. The record is from RefSeq and is a predicted model, not a curated record. Bases 1 to 858 code for a protein of 285 amino acids. Gene Ontology annotation, biological process: G protein-coupled receptor signaling pathway. The transcript has a single exon. Gene Ontology annotation, molecular function: G protein-coupled receptor activity. Lineage: Eukaryota; Metazoa; Chordata; Mammalia; Macroscelidea; Macroscelididae.